GGGGGGCUUUUAUCCAUUUGUCGAAAUUCUACUGCUGACAGUAGAACUUUCUGUGAUGUUGGAAAUCAUCUAUAUCUGUGCUGUCCAUUUUGUAGCCACGUAGCCACAUGUGGCUAUUGAGUCCUUGAAAUGUGGCUAGGAUAACUAAGGAACUGAAUUUUAAAAUAAUUAAUUAAUUAAUUAAUUUUUGGCUGCAUCAGGUCUUAUUGCAACAUGCAGGGUCUUUUGUUGCAGUGCUGGGCUCUUCCUUGCUGCACAUGGGCUUCUCUCUAGUUGUGGUGCGUGGGCUCAGUAGUAGCCCCUCGGCAUGUGGGAUCUUAGUUCCCCGACCAGGGAUUGAACCCACGUCCCCUGCAUUGGAAGGCGGAUUCUUAACCACUGGACCACGAGGAAAGUCCCGGAACUGAAUUUUUAAUGGCAUUUAAUUUUUUGUAUCAACUUUAUUGAGUUAUAAUUCACAUGCCAAAGGAUUCAUCCUCUUAAAGUGUACAGAAAAUGUUUUUUAGUGAGUCAGAGGAUUGUGUGACCAUCACCACUAUCUAGUUUUAGAACAUUUUCAUCACCCCACAAAGAAAUCCCAUAGCCAUUAGCAGCCCUUCCCCAUUACACCCCCUCCUCCCCCAGCCCCUACAAUUGCUAAUCUGCUUUCUGUCUCUUUGGAUUUGCCUAUUGUGGACAUUCUGUAUAAAUGGAAUCAUACACCAUGUGGUCCUUUGUAACUGGCUUCUUUCACUUAGCAUAAUGUUUUCAAGAUUCUUCCAUGUUGAUGUAUUUGUGUAUCAUCGCAUGUAUCAGUAUUUCAUUCCUUUUUAUGGCCAAUUAAUAUUCAGUUGCAUGAAUGUACCACAUUUUAUUUAUCCAUUCAUCAGUUGAUGGACAUUUGAGCUGUGUUCCCUUUUGGGCUAUUGUGAAUAAUGCUGCUAUGGACAUGUGUGUACAAGUUUUUGUGUAGACAUGUAUGUUUUCAUUUCUCUUGGAUAUAUACCUAAUGGUGGAAUUGCUGGGUCAUAUGAUAACUCUAUGUGUAACCUUUUGAGGAACUGCCAGACUGUUUUCCAAAGUGGUAUGAUAUUCAGUUUUUAAUUUAAAGUAAAUAGCUACAUGUGACUACUGACUACCUGUUAGACAGUGCAGAUCUAACAGUUUUCCAGUGUGGAGGUGGAAUAUAGUCUAAUGUAGUGGUGAGGUCAUGGGCUCUGGGGGCAGAUUACCUGAGUUCCAAACUUGAUUCUUCCACUUACUAUCCUUGAGCAAGUUACUUUAACCUCUUUGUGCCUCAGUUUCCUCAUCUAUAAAAUGAGAAUAAUAAUAGCAUGUACUUUAGGGACUUCCCUGGUAGCGCAGUGGUUAAGAAUCCACCUGCUGGGCUUCCUGGUGGCACAGUGGUUGAGAAUCCACCUGCCAAUGCAGGGGACACGGGUUCGCGCCCUGGUCUGGGAAGAUCCCACGUGCCGCGGAGCAACUGAGCCUGUGCUCUAGAGCUGGUGAGCCGCAACUACAGAGCCCACAUGCCACAAAUACUGAAGCCCGCACACCUAGAACCCGUACUCCGCAGCAAGAAAAGCCACCGCCUAGAGAAGCCCGAUGCACCGCAGCAAAGAGUAGCCCCCACUCGCCGCAACUAGAGGAAGCCUGAACGCAGCAAUGAAGACCCAACGCAGCCUAAAUAAAUAAAUAAAUAAAUAAAGUAGCACGUACUUUAUAGGUUUGUUGGGACCUGAAAGGAUAUAUAUGUACAGUUUUUGGAAUAUGCUUAAUGGUUAUUAAAUAUAAUACUUAUCACUGCUAUUCUUAUUGAUGGUCCUCAAGAGUGCAUUAUGGUUGGUAAGUUAGUGUCAACUCUCAAACUAGGUUCAGAAACUGAGAUGUGGGGAGUUUGGAAGUGACUUCCUUGAUUCUGUUCUAUAUCUGAGUUUAGGUUUGUCCCUGUGAUCUUUUACCUAUGUAGGUAACUCUUCAUAAUGAACCUAUGUAGAAUAGUGGUUCUCAGUUGGAGACAAUUUUGCCCCUGCCUGAGGAGGACAUUUGUCAGUGUCUGGAAACAUUUUUGAUUGUCGUAACUCAGGAGCACUACUGAUAUCUGUUGUAUGAAGGCCAGGGGUGCUGCUAAAUGUCCUCAGGGUAGUCCCCCACAACAAAGAAUUGUCCUCCCCAAAAUGUCAGUGCCAAGGUGGAGAAACCCUUGUGUGGUACCUGCUCUCCCCUUACCAGCUCCUGCCCAGUAUCAUGGGAUUUGAGGUCAGCCUUCCUAUGAAAAGAUGUGUGUGAAAUAACCUCUGACGACAAAUUUCCAGUGGGACAGUUUAAAGCUUUAGUGUCCUGAAUCCUGAUGUCUCUCAGAUUUGUUGACAUGUGUUACCAGUCAGCUCAUCAUCGUCAGCCAACAUCAACUAUUUUGGCAAAAGCACAUUUUUUUAGUCUGUGGUUCAGUAAGCAGGUGAGCCUCCCUAAGUCACCCCAUCUUAAACCUCCUUUCCUCUCACUUUGGUCUGCCUUUGUGGUUUCACUCUAAGAAUGUUUGUUUUCGUCCCAGUGAAAGCCUGAUGGCCAGUCACUUUCUUUUCUGUGUCUUCCAUGGUCCCACCACCAAUCGGAACUGAGUCACGUUCUUAGAACUUUUUCCUUUCCUCAUUCCAGAUCUUGGCUCUCCUCUCAUUUUCGGCCUCACGAAUGUUAGUUUGUUCUCACACACGCUCAGCUUGCAGAAACCGUUAGAUGUUCUCAGGUCGCCACAAGGGAAGCUGACGGUCCUGGACCUUACCAGAGCUGUGUCUGGAGGAGAGCCCUCUCUUCCAGGUCCAGGAUGCCCCUCAUCUGUGGGUGCUGGGCACAAGCUGGCUACUCUGUGGGUGCUGUGGUUGCUGGACUGACGUUUGAGGGACCAUCAGGACCAGGUGGAGCAAUGACCAGAUCAGAGACACGCGUGGUGCAUGGAGAAAAUGCGGAUAAGGAAACCUGCGUGGGUACCAACAAUCAAAGCUACAUCUGUGACACAGGACACUGCUGUGGACAGUCUCAGUGCUGCAACUACUACUAUGAACUCUGGUGGUUCUGGCUCGUGUGGACCAUCAUCAUCAUCCUGAGCUGCUGCUGCGUGUGCCACCACCGCCGAGCCAAGCACCGCCUUCAGGCCCAACAGCGGCAACAUGAAAUCAACCUGAUCGCCUACCGGGAAGCCCACAAUUACUCAGCGCUGCCAUUUUAUUUCAGGUUUUUGCCAAACUAUUUACUACCUCCUUAUGAGGAAGUGGUGAACCGACCUCCAACUCCUCCCCCACCAUACAGUGCCUUCCAGCUCCAGCAGCAGCUGCCUGCACAGUGUGGCCCUACAGGCGGCAGCCCCCCGGGCGCCGACCCCACCAGGGGCUCCCAGGGGGCUCAGAGCAGCCCCUUGUCCGGGCCCAGCAGAAGCAGCACGCGACCCCCGAGCAUCGCUGACCCUGAGCCCUCCGACGUGCCAGCAGACCCAGCAGCCACCAAAGCCCCCGGGAUGGAGCCCAGCGGCUCUGUGGCCGGCCUGGGGGAGGUGGACCCUGGGGCCUUCCUGGACAAGGAUUCCGAAUGUAAGGAGGAGCUGCUGAAAGAGUACAGCUCUGAGCAGGGCGGCGCCCUCCCUGACAGCAAGGACAAGACGCCCGGCAGACGUCGCCGCUUCACAGGUGACUCGGGCAUCGAGGUGUGUGUGUGCAACCGGGGCCACCAUGAUGACGACCUCAAAGAGUUCAACGCGCUCAUCGACGAUGCUCUGGACGGGCCCCUGGACUUCUGCGACAGCUGCCACGUGCGGCCCCCUGGCGACGAGGAGGAAGGGCUCUGCCAGCCCUCCGAGGAGCAGGCCCGGGAGCCCGGGCACCCUCACCUGCCGCGGCUGCCUGCCUGCCUGCUGCUGAACACCAUCAACGAGCAGGACUCCCCAAACUCCCAGAGCAGCAGCUCCCCAAGCUAGAGCAGGCCCUGCCUGCGCCCGAGAACUUGGCGACGCAACCAGGGUAGGGGAGAACCGUGAGAGAAGCAUUAAGUGACUGUUCCUUUUUUUUUUUUUUUUCCCUCUGCUCCUGCGUUUUCCUGCAUCUCCAGGUACAGUUUGGGGUGUGGGUGCCUCGCCCCCCGUAGAUACACAGUGUCACGGAGGGCCGAGAAGUUGUCCUGUGACUCAUUCCUCAUACCCCACCCCGUCCCCCUUUACCUCUUCAAGUCACGUGUCACUACCUGCUUGGGUCAGAGAGAUGUGCGUUUCAGAAGCCCCCAAGGAGGGGAUGAGACUGUGCCCUGAGGUGACUCUUGGUGAUGGAGUGGAUCCAUGUUCUGGUGUGAGUUGAUGAGGACCUCGCCGCGUCUCAGUCUGAGAGAGGUGGCAGGUCUCAGCCCUGGGUGAAGCCCCGGUGGUCCGGGGAUUGUCGCCCCUCGCUGCCAGUGUCUCCAGAGCCGGAAUUGGGCUCCUCCUGUGGGAGGAUGAGAGCUGACCGGCGAUUGCGUGGCGGGUUGGUAAAGGGCUUGUGCUCUCAAAUUCCAGGUGACAAGAUCGAGGUGGCACGAUGCAUCCUGGAGGGGCCCCUUCCCAGCAGGUCCUGGCUGGCCGCGGACUGGUUCAAGUGUGGAAGAUUACACCUGCCUUCUCUUUGGUUUUUUUCUUUUAAAAAAAAACAACAACAACAGAAGUGAGCUGAAAAUAAGAACUUGACCAGUGGGCAGGCAAGAAUUCUGUUUUGGAAAAGGAAAAUUUGUGGCUUUUUCCCAACUUGGCCUUCAAAGAGUCCUGGCUACAGUUGAGCCAGAAGGAGAUGUUUUGUGUGCAGGCUCGGGUGGGGGCUGUCUCUGGAACUUCUGUGGGUGAGCAGGAGGCCCUGCGCUGUGGCAGUGGAUAGAGGUGCAGCUUUCCGCAUCUCUGCCCUUUGAUCUGUGCCCACAGGUGAUCAGUACCCUCCCCCAUCCCAAGCACACGUCUGCCGGCCUUCACGUCUCACUGUUCUCUAUGAACAAAUGAGGAGGCUGUGGGACCUGAGAAAGGGCAGUCCCGCAGCCUGACUCUCACACAGUAUUUUCUCUUGAUUCUGAGUAAGUUGUUUUGUUUAUUUGUUUGUUUUUUCAAACUGACCAUUUGGAAAAAAUGCCUUGGUUAUCUGUGGUUUUCGUGCCCUUUCCCUGCUCCGCCCCGCCUUGAGUGGGGUAACUAAUUUUUGUAGCCUAUGUAAAGUAUCUAAGUGGCCCAGGUAGGAGGGUGAAGGCAGCCAUCCUGAAGGACCACAGGAUCCUUAUUAUUGUAGUUUGGCUUCAAAAACCAGGUGAGCUUUGAUAGGAAUAAUCUGAAUGGAGAAAGCAAACUGCUGAAACUAACAUUCCCUGUCCAGCCCUGUUCAUAUGAAGAGUUUGGUUCUUCCCCCACUCUUGAACGAUGACAUUCAGACUAGGCAUUGAUGUUAUGGUAAGAAAGGAAGGUAUAUAUAUGUAUAUAUAUGAAUACACACGUAUAUAUGUGUAUGUGUGUAUAUAUGUAUAUACACACACACACACACACACACAAAACAGACAAAUCCAAGGCCGUGAGGUGAACGAGUGUCUGAGUUUGGAGUCCACAAAACCAAAAUCCAUGUUGAACAAAGUGCAGUCCGUAUACAGUGACUUUUUGGAUAACCUGUGUGUGUCUGUCCGUUGUGUGUGAGCCCCCAGCCCUGUUUUCCUGUGAAUACACUUUGAACGGCAGCCACUCUGCUCACGUUACCCACACGUUUGGAGCAGGCGCAGCCCUCUCAAGGUAAUUUAUUUUACGCAUUUACUGUUUACUGAGCAAAUGUCUGACUGUGCACUUGGGUGUACUCAGCAGCGCUGUCGGCGGCAGUCCCCACGUUUGCCAGAGAUACCGUGCUCCAAGUAGAGGUUUUACUCUACCCAUCACUGCAAUUUGCACAUUGCUCCGUGGACACUCAGAGGCCUGUGUUCUGCUCCCUGUAAACGGAAACGUGCUCUGAGCCUGUCUGCCUCCCUCGGCUGCUCCUGGCCCUCGGCGUCAGCCCCCAGGGGUGUCCACAGCCGCUCGGGACAGAAGGCCAGGGUGGAACCUCAGACAGAAGCUGGACUGGAUCUUCAGUGUCAAGCUCGGACUGGCUGUGGCCCAGACGUCAGCCCUGCCCAGAAUUGCCAGGAGGGUUUGGCGGCCACCACAGUGCCAUAGGGCUUACCUCCCUCUGCUGAGGUCCAGCGCGUGGCCGAUGUGUGGCGAGAGUGGGCAGAAGUGUGCCACAGCCCUCAGAUGCCUUUCCUGCCACCUCUUGGUUUUUGGUUUUUGUUUUUGUCUCAAACAACUCACUGAAGUGUCUCGAAGGAGAUCAAGUUUUACCAAAAUGAACCCUGCUUGAGUUAACUGGUCGAAGGGAUGGAUUCUGGCCCUCUCAGGAUUCCUUCUCCAGUCAGAGUGGGGAACUGGUCCACGUGUUUACUGCUGGGUUCACUGCAGCAUCCAACCCAAAAGGCACGAGAAGAAGAAAACGCAACGGGUGGAGCUGGGCUCGAGUCCAGCGUCACAGUCUGGCCCCUGCUACACGAGGCUGCCCUGCGUGACGAAAGACGGAAGUAGGGAGCUGAAGGACUCGGGAGGGGGCCGGGGAGAUUUGAGGGAGUCUGGUGUUCCAGGUGAACCGAGAAGAAAGGGGUUGGUCGAGGGUUUGGUGCUACAGUCGGAAGAUUUGCAAAUGCUAACACAUUCCCGUGUGAGGCACAUCACCUUUUGUCAGUUAUUGUGAAUAUGUGUAUUUUAAGCAAUAAGAUUCAGCUGGUCAGACUUUUCUGGGCAGUCUCGGUGACGCAUUUCCUGUGCUGUGAUUGUUCUGAAGACAGAGUGGCUCUAACCACUGUGAGAAGCCCAAAUAAAAUCGAUCCCCGAAACUCGACUGCUCUUUUUCCUUGCAGCGCUUGUUCCUUUUUCCUCCUCCUCAGACUUCAGGGAGUCGCACCUCGAGAUUCCUCGCUGCAAGUGCUCUUCCCUUCUCCCCACAGAGGCUGAGAGAAGUUGAGGACAGGCUCCUGGGCCGAGGGCAAGCUGGGUAAUGGCUGCCGAGGGCACUCUCUGUCCUGAGGCAUUUCCACCCAAACCCUCUCUCUGCCAAGAGAAUAUUUCUGAGUACUUUGUAAAGUCCCACAGACAGGUUAAAAUCAGAGCCCCCAAAACAGAAACAAGUUUUGUCAGAGACUCCAAAGCUAAGACCUGACAUUUAAAAGGAAGCAAGCCCUCCUGGAGAUCUCUUUUAUUGAUAAGAUAGAAUUGUGGAUGGGCGCUUGGCCUUGGAAUUUAACACACGAAAUACUUGUUUUGGAGUCCCCUCUUUGUGCCCAGUACUGUGCUGGAUGCUGAGGAGCAUGUGGAAGAAAUGUGUAAGACAAGGCCCCUGCCCUCUAGAAGUUAAAGUAUAGUGGAGAGGACAAAACAAACUCAUGUGAAAUAGCUAACCGGCAAUGUGAGGCAGGUUGAGACGAAGUGAGCAGUACUGUUUCAGAGAAGCUUGAGGAGUCGGGGGCGGCGGUUUAGGGCUUGCAUUCCAGGCAGGCGCCUCAGAACUG
Messenger RNA from Physeter macrocephalus (sperm whale), 7551 nucleotides. RefSeq names its product WW domain binding protein 1 like (gene WBP1L). The record is from RefSeq and is a predicted model, not a curated record. The coding region runs from base 2804 to 3946 and encodes 380 amino acids. NCBI's taxonomy places the organism in Eukaryota, Metazoa, Chordata, Mammalia, Artiodactyla, Physeteridae. The transcript is spliced from 6 exons.